AUGCUUACAUUACCAGUAGAGCCGGGCUAUAGCAUGGGAAGUUUUAGGAUUGGAAUGCCCAUUUCCGAAGCUAUUCAGCAUUUGAAACAUUUGGAUGAUAAACCAAAUGCUGUGGAAAUUUUGUACAAUGAAAAGGAUCCUCUGAAUAAUGAUACUAUUGUGAAAAUUGUUGAGGAAGAUAUUGUAUUAUAUUUCGAGUCAAAAACACAACGAUUGAAGUUAAUUCAAAUCAAUAACGUUAAAAAAGUUAAAUUAUCAUAUGGUGCUAGCAUAUUUAGUGGUCCGAAUGUUGAUGCUAGUUUUGUAAAUAUUUAUAAUGUAUUCGGUCCAACUUAUCCAGGCGAGUUUGACACAAAAUCAAACACGUACAAGUUGACUUAUCCUGGUCUGACUUUUGUAUUCCCAAUCCCUCCAAUGUUUUCUCAUUUGUACUCAGAUGGUAAAGAGUUACCAAUUGAAUUCCCAAAUAAUACCACUCCAAUAGCCACCACCAUUUAUCUUUUCCAUGGUCAUGAUCUUGCAAAACCCAAACUACCUCCUGUAAAAUCAGAAUCUACUCCUGACAGUUAUUACGAGCCAAUUAUUGUCAAUCUUGGAAGGGGCAUUGAAUUAUCUUACUCAAAGAAGAAAAUCAAAUUUGGUUAUUCAACUCAAGAUGUUUUAAUGAUUCUUGGAGCUCCAGAUAAGAUUUAUUACAAGAGGAAUGACAAGUUGAGAAUUCACGCUAUAGGAGCAGGCCAAUCUCAAACUGUUGGAAAUGACUAUUUUUAUAAUUAUUUUAGUAUGGGCUUUGACAUUAUGUUUGGAGGAAAUACACACACAGUACAAAAGAUAAUGCUUCACACUAACUUCCCUGGCAGUGUUGAUUUUAAUACGUACUCUAAAUGUAACUUCUCCAUUCCAGUGUCACAAUUCGAAUUUCAAGAGAAGAGGGAAAAUCAAUUUAUUGGUCCAGAUGAAAAGUUUUCCAAUGUUCAAAAGAUACUUGAUGGCACUCCUUGUAGCAAACCAAUUGUUCAUGACCACACCAAAGCUAAUAAUCCAUUUGGAGGAACCAAAUUCUUUGCUUUUAGAAAUUGUAUAUUUGAAGUGAUUAGUAGAAAUGAUCAUAUUAAUUCAUUGACCUUAUUUAAGGAUGAAAACAGCUAGCAAUAAACUGUUUAGUA
Messenger RNA from Naegleria gruberi, 1166 nucleotides. RefSeq lists its product as uncharacterized. The record is from RefSeq and is a predicted model, not a curated record. Lineage: Eukaryota; Heterolobosea; Eutetramitea; Acrasida; Naegleriidae. The transcript is spliced from 5 exons. The coding region runs from base 1 to 1149 and encodes 382 amino acids.